Messenger RNA from Telopea speciosissima, 2419 nucleotides. RefSeq names its product COP1-interactive protein 1-like. The transcript is spliced from 4 exons. Bases 188 to 2344 code for a protein of 718 amino acids. Lineage: Eukaryota; Viridiplantae; Streptophyta; Magnoliopsida; Proteales; Proteaceae. The record is from RefSeq and is a predicted model, not a curated record. Gene Ontology annotation, molecular function: actin binding.
GUUUUCGUUUUUUGUGUUCUUGGCCAGAGCUGAAAUUCGCAUUCAAGGUUAGAUCUGUCUUGAAGCCACUUCAUGGAACGGCAAAAAGAUAAAGGCGCAGAUCUUUGUCCAUCUGAGUCCGUCAUGGCGACAGUCUUGUCCAAAAGUUUAUUAUAAACAAUUUGCAGGUAAAGGUGAAGUACCAAGGAUGACGAAACGUCACUGGAGGGAUUCAAUAAAAUCCUUUUUGGGGACUCAUGUUUCUCCUGAAAAAACUGAUCAGCUUGAAGAGACAAAAAAUGAAAUUGAGAAUAAAGUGAAUAAGAUCUUGAAGCUUAUCAAAGAUGGAGGAGAAGAGGGCAAUUCCGUAGGGAACUCGAACAGAGAGUCAGAACUUUUUGACCUUGUCAAGGAUUUCAACAAACAGUACCAAUCACUCUAUGAACAAUAUGAUCAACUUACUGCAGAGUUGAAGAAAUUUGAUGACCAAGAAGAAAAAGAUGGUGACCUAUCAACUAGUUCCUGCUCAGAUUCCGAUCCAGAUCAUUCUUCCAAGGAGAAUUCAACAUUGUGGGUUGAGAAUGGAGCACUAAAACAGGAACUACAAGCUCUGAAAGGGGACGCUUCUGAUCUGAAGCAAAGACUGGAAUUUGCCAAUGAGAGAGCUGCUGAUUUAACUCAGGGACUGGAUUCUGCUCAGGAGGAGAACAUGGCACUGGUUUCAAAAAAUGUUGAAAUUUCAAAUACCAUGGAACAGGAACAGAGAAUAAUACAGGAACUCACAGAAGAAGUUCAACGGUUGAGUGAGAGGUCCAAUGAGAGUGAAGCUGAACUUUCUGAUCUCAAAAUGGUACGUGAGGAGUUAUCAGCUCAACUAAAGGGUUUAGAGGUGUAUGUAACUGAUUUACAAUCCGAGCUGGGCUCUUUACAAACCCAGAAAAGGGAACUGGAAGAGCACUUUGUAGAUAAAUCAAAUGAAGCUAAACAGUUGGAAGAGGAAAAUUUGGAGCUGCAGUUGGUUCAAACUGAACUACAAGACAAAAUUUUAGAAUUUGAAAAAAUAUCCAGAGGGAAAGAGGGUGAAAUUUCUGCUUUCUUGAAGAAACUUGAAGAUGACCAAAGCAAGGCAACAACUCAAACAGAAAACGCAAAAGCACAGUUGAACCAUCUGCAAUUGGAGGUGGACUCAUUACAUGCUAAGAUGAGUGAAUUGGAAGAGCAAAUCAAAUGUAGAAGUGAUGAAACUAAACAAUUGAUGGAGAAGAACUCGGUAUUGCUGCAAGGUCUAACUGACGUGCAAGAUCAGGUAAAGGACCUUCAACUGGAGGUGAAGUCUUUAUUGGCACAGAAAGGUGAACUGGAAGAGCAGAUCACAAUUAAGAGUCAUGAAGCACAGGAGUUGAGGGAAGAAAACCAGGCGCUGCAGGUGCAAGAUCAGACUUUGGAUUUGGAGAGAAUAUUAUCAGAGAGAGGAGAUGAGCUUUCUAAUCUCCCGAAGAAACUUGAAGAUAACAAGAAUGAAGAGCCAGCUCAAAUUAUGGAUUUAACUGCACAGGUCAAUGAUCUGCAAGUGGAGUUGGAAUACUCCCAGAAAAGGCAAUUGGAGUUGCAUACUGCAGGAGAAAGACAAGAAGCUGCAGGAAAACAGACUCAGGUGGAGAAUAUGAACAUUGAGUUAACUAGGAAGGUUUCUGAGCAGCAGAAAUUGCUAAAAGAAAAGAAGGAUAGAAUCAACAAGUUAACUAUAGAGUAUAACCAACUUGAGGAUCUGUAUAAGGAAUCACUGAAGAAUCGCCAGGUGGUGCAAAAGAAGAUCGAAGAAACGGAAGAACACCUGAGUAAUAGAGAUGAGAUGAUUAAUAUGUGGCAAAGGAUGGCUGAGAAGCUGAAGAAAGAAGUAGAAACUGCAAGAAAAGUUAUUACUGCAUUGAAAACAAAGUUGAGUGAAAUAGAGCAGAAUCUAUUUCUUCAGAAAAGGCUUCAGUCUACAGAAUUAGACAAGGCAGUUGCAACCGUAGAGAAGGAGCGUCAAACCAUCAAAAUGUUGCAGAGAAUUCAAGAAGAGCAUCAGGGAGUGAUUGCAAGGUUACAGGUUGAGAUAAAGAAAGUGGGGGUAUUAGAAUUGAAGGUGAGAGAGGGGGUAGAGGACGAGAAACUGUUGAGAAGUAUAGCUGAACUUGAGAAGAAGGCAAGAGAAUUGGAGAACAGACUCAAAGAGAAAGAAGAUGAGGUGCUCAGCAUGGAGGAAGAGAAGAAAGAAGUGAUAAGGCAAUUGUGCAUUUGGAUCGACCACCACCUUGAUCAAAUUGAUUAUCUGAAGGGAUUGUUCAUUAAGACAAGAGUAAGCAACCAGAGGACAACUUGAGUUUUUCAUUUCUUCGUUGUGGUUCUUUAUGGAUGUAGAGUCCAAUCAGUCUGUCAUCUCCAAUGUUUUCAAUUU